AUGGGGAAAGGACGUCGCAUGAAGAAGCAGGGGCCCCCUGCGCCCUUGGAUGAGUCAAAGAUUACUACUGCCUUCAAGAAGCGCAAGGCUGGCGACUCCGAAUCGGCUUCCAAAGUCACCGCCGUAAAGAAGCGCCGCAGAUCUGAUGCCGAUGAGGAAGAAGCUGCGCCCAAGAAGUCCGCACUCAAGAAGAGCAAAUCCAAUGAGAAGAAGAAGCCGGUUCCCAUGGAUUCAGACUCGGAAGACGAUAUGGACGACGAUGAAUUUGAUGACUUGGAUGGAAUCAGCGAAGGGUCAGUAGAUAGCCAAGAAGGUAUCGGACGACUUUCAGACCUUGAGGAUGACGAGGAUGAGGUGGACGACGAUUCAGUCAUGGACUCUGAUGACGACGACCACCCCCGCGAAACCAUGUUCUCCGACGACGAAGACCUGUCAGAUGCUGAGGAGAAAUUGACCGCUGCCAACAUCGAAGGGUUAUCGCGCAAGCUGGAUGCUGAAAAGAAGCUGGAGGAGGAGGAAGCUGAGCAGGAAAUGCAAGACGCAAUGCAGACCAACAUCGCUGGCGAUCGCCCCGAUGUGUUCGCUGACCAGACACAACCCGGGCUCGCCCCAGACCUUCAGCUUCUGCGCCAACGCAUUACAGACACCAUUCGGAUAUUGGGUGAUCUCAAGGGCCUUGGCCAGCCAGGAAAGUCUCGUGCUGACUAUGUUGACCUUGUCCUCGAUGACAUUUGCACAUACUACGGCUAUACUCGAUACCUGGCCGAAAAGCUUUUCAACCUGUUCACACCCAUGGAAGCAUUUGCUUUCUUCGAAGCUAACGAAACCCCACGUCCUGUUGUCAUUCGUACGAACACUCUGCGUACCAACCGUCGAUCCCUCGCUCAGGCCCUCAUCAACCGAGGUGUAGUGUUGGAGCCAGUCGGGAAAUGGUCCAAGGUUGGCUUGCAAGUCUUCGAAUCCGCUGUGCCACUUGGUGCGACGCCCGAGUACUUGGCCGGUCAUUAUAUCUUGCAAGCUGCAUCUUCUUUCCUCCCCGUGAUGGCUCUGGCCCCUCAGCCAAAUGAGCGUGUUCUUGACAUGGCUGCUGCCCCUGGUGGUAAAACCACUUACAUGUCCGCCUUGAUGCGAAACACUGGCUGUGUGAUUGCCAACGAUGCUAGCAAACCUCGUGCAAAGGGUCUCAUUGGUAAUAUCCACCGUCUUGGUUGCAAGAAUACCAUCGUGACCAACCUGGAUGCUCGUACCGCUUUCCCAAAGGCUCUUGGUGGAUUUGACCGGGUUUUGCUGGACGCUCCGUGCACCGGUACCGGCGUUAUCUCCAAGGACGCUGGUGUUAAGACUUCCAAGAACGAGCGCGACUUUUUGGCAAUUCCCCAUAUGCAACGUCAGCUGCUUCUGGCUGCUAUUGACUCAGUCGAUCACUCAUCGAAGACCGGUGGCUACUUGGUGUAUUCGACCUGCAGUGUUACGGUGGAAGAAAAUGAGGCCGUGGUACAGUAUGUGCUUCGGAAGCGUCCUAAUGUCAAGAUUGUGGACACAGGUCUGGGUGAUUUUGGCAGCCCUGGAUUUACUAGCUACAUGGGCAAGAAGUUCGAUGCUAAGAUGGCCCUGACCCGUCGCUACUUCCCUCAUCGUGAAAACGUCGAUGGCUUCUAUGUCUGCAAACUCAAGAAGACCGGACCCACGCCUGUGGCUAAGCCUAGCGACGAUGAUAAAACGUCGACUGGAAGCCGACCGGCUCGACGAGCCAGUGCUCAAGGUGCUACGACAGAUGAAGAGAUUGACAAGACUCCGAUCUUGAAUGAGGAUGGCACUGCGCCUAAUCUUGAAGGUGGCGCUUUUGGUCCCUUUGAAGAAGACGAGGAUGCCGAGCGUAUUGCCCGCGCCGAGCGUAACCGUCUUCGUCGUAAGGGUAUUAAUCCUAAGGGCGUCCUGAACAAGCCCAAGAAAGCCGCCAAGGGGCAAGCUCAGCUAAAUGAGACCGCUGACUCCAACACUGCUCAAGAGAAGACCGAGGAAAAAGAAGAGAAGCCUGUGGCGGAAAAGACGGAGAAGAAGGAAAAGAAGGAAAAGAAAGAGAAGAAGGCUAAGAAGGCUGUCAAAUAG
Penicillium chermesinum is the source of this 2109-nucleotide messenger RNA. Its product is annotated as rRNA (cytosine-C5-)-methyltransferase NOP2. Gene Ontology annotation, molecular function: rRNA (cytosine-C5-)-methyltransferase activity; RNA binding. The coding region runs from base 1 to 2109 and encodes 702 amino acids. NCBI's taxonomy places the organism in Eukaryota, Fungi, Ascomycota, Eurotiomycetes, Eurotiales, Aspergillaceae. Gene Ontology annotation, biological process: maturation of LSU-rRNA; rRNA base methylation. The transcript is spliced from 2 exons. The record is from RefSeq and is a predicted model, not a curated record. Gene Ontology annotation, cellular component: nucleolus.